GAAAAAAAUAGUCUUCUCUCUCUCUCUCUUCGAUUCAAUUCACCACAUGAAAACUCUGCUCUAACAGGAGAAAACCCAGAUGGCUUCUAUUCAUUUUGGUGAAAAUGGGGAUUGCUCUAAUUCCUUUCCACCUGAUUGUGAUAACUUUAGAGAUGCAGAGAUUCCAUCAGAUAUCCAUAAAGCAGCCUUUGCAUUUGGUGAACCUGAGAUUUCACCCAGGACUGGAGACGAAUAUCAAGCCAUAGUUCCAUCACUCGUUCAAUCACACUCAACAAAAUGCACAAAAUCAGAAAAUGAACCUAUUUCCUACCAAAAAAAUUUCGUUGGGCUCCCCAUACUUGUGAUGUGGAUCAGUACUUUCAAAAUUUCAUCGGGCUCAAAAUCUGGUUCGAAUAUCCACAAUAAAGUUAUUAAGGCAGAAUCUCCAGAGGAACUGAACGAUUUACCAACUGCAGAGAAAAUAAGCAAGUUUGGUAGUCAAGGUUAUCUUUUGGUCCCUGGAUUAGCGGAAGCGUGUUGGAAUGCAUUGGAGAAGGAAAGCUUCCUUUUGGGAUUAUACAUUUUCGAGAAGAAUUUCGUUAAUGUUAGACGCUUUGUCGAGACAAAAGAGAUGGGUGAUGUACUUUCUUUCUACUAUGGGAGAUUUUACGGUUCACAUGAGUACCAAAGAUGGUCAGAUUGCCGAAAGGCGAAGGGUAAGAAGGGGAUUUACGGUGAGAGGAUAUUUUCUGGGAUGAGACAGCAGGAACUACUGAAUAGAAUACUUCCUGGCAUUCCAGAAGAAUCUCGAAGUGCUGUGUUGGAGAUGUCUAAAUCGUUUGAGGACGAGAAAAUUUCACUCGAGGAAUACGUGUUCUAUCUUAAGAUCACGUUCGGAGUUAAGAAUCUUGUGGAUUCUAUCGGCAUAGGCAAAGGAAAACUCGACCUGACCGAAAUACCUCUAGAACCUUCCAGACCUUCAUUUCCAGCCGGUCGAGCAUUCUCCUCACUCACAACAGACGAGGUCAUCAAAAUCUUGACUGGAGAUUACCGGCUAAGCAAGGCAAAAUCGAACGACAUAUUCUGGGAGGCUGUUUGGCCCCGAUUGCUUGGACGAGGCUGGCAAACAGUGGUACCUAGAAAACAAACGGGCUUUUCCCGGCCCUAUUUGGUUUACCUCGGGCCCGGAAUAAAAAAGUUCUCUCGAAGGAAGCUGGUGAAGGGAGAGCACUAUUUCGACUCGCCCACGGAUAUACUGGCUUUAGUCUCCAAGCAGCCGGAUUUAAUCGUGCUCGACUCAGAGAGAGCAGGCCCUAGUGAAGAGAUAAUAAAGAUGGAAGCUCCUGCUGAAAAAAUAUCAGAGAAAAAGUUGGAAAAAAUCUGUUAUUUACAGCCGAGGACUCCGAAGAGAGAAAAUGGAAUAAUGAAAUUCACGGUGAUUGAUACGAGCCUCUCGGAUGGGAAUAUUCGUGAAUUGAGGCCUUUUCCUCCCGAAAUUUCGGAUUCAUUUGUCGAACGAGAUGAUGAGGAGGCAGAGGAUGAGAGUAAACCUGACAAGAAAACUGCAUCAUUACCCUACCUGAAAGGCAAGAAGGUAGAAAGUCAGACUAAAAAAAUCCCGAGAUCUCAAAAGGCAAAACGGGCUGGUUCGGGCCAUGAGGGCCCGAUUGUCAAACGGUGCCGGAUGCUGCCAGCUGUCAGCUCGUCUGAGAAUGCUCGGCCCAAGUUUGAUCUUAAUUUACCACAGGAAGCCCAGGAGGCAGAGAAUGCUGAGUUGGAAGUAAAGCAAGACAGGGCUAAUGUGGGCCAGGCAAUUGAGAAUGGUGGGCCGAGCAUGAGGCAAGAUGGGGCCCAGUCAAAUGGGCCCGAAAAAGGUGGUGUGCUGGUUGAGGGAAAUGAGGUCCAAGGGUUGAACUCGAAUCCUUUGAGGCUGAGCAAGAGGACUCGGGCCCUUACAAAAAGGGUGAUUGAGGCUGUGGAGGGUGGAUAUUUGAUGGGAGAUCACCGUAAACGGAGAGCAAGAGCUUCUGGUUUGAAGGAGAACUGUCGGGCUGUUGGGCCCGUUGAUCAGGCCCAUGAUGAGUCCAUGGUUGAUAAAGGUGAAAACUAAUAUGGAGGUUUUAGUAUCUGAUUUGUUGUAAUCUAUGGGAAAGAGGUGGAAAAAGAUUGGUGACUUUUGUAAGUGAGAUUUUGAGUGUUUGUCUGUGGUGAUGGGGAUGAGAAGUUUUUGACUUGAUUGAUUUUAUGUUAUGCAUGGAUGGUGGCACGGGCUUCAGGGGAGUCCGCGGGCUUUACUUUCAAAUAUUAAUAUAGAUAGGGGAGUUAGUUAAAUGGAAAUAAAAAUUAAAAUAAAAUGGCUAUAUACUAGGUUCUGUAAUUUUGCUUUAACAAUUACUUUCUGUGCUUUUUUUGUCAUUCU
Molecule: messenger RNA, 2398 nt
Organism: Striga asiatica
Lineage: Eukaryota; Viridiplantae; Streptophyta; Magnoliopsida; Lamiales; Orobanchaceae
Source: the annotation of a GenBank genome assembly